UCAUUCGCACGCGCUUACGCCGGUCGGUGGAGCAACAAAAACAACAACUACGACGAAGAACAAAACUCUGACCGGAGAUCGCGUGUUUUUUUUCAGUUUUUGUUUAAUUUGGUGCGCUGAUUUCACUGCUAAUAAUAAGUAUUAAAUCAGAUAAGAAACACCUUCAAAGAUAAGGUACUAGAUUCCCCAUUGGAAUUAUCAGCAUUUACGGGACGAACGCACAGCCCAUCGGAACGACGACGACGGCGGAGACACCGGACGACACCGGAAAAUGAACAAAGAGUGAAUAGAGCCCGGAAAAUAGGCAUUAAAAUAUGAGCGAAUAAUCAUGCGAAAUAUCAGAAAUCUCAAGGAUCCCACAGUGUGGACAAAAUGGAUGCAAAUCCACUUCCACCUCCACCUCCUCCUCAUUAUCAUUCUCCUGAGCUUCAUAGACUCCACCAAAGCGGCGGAGUUAACGAAGGUCAGCUGUAGCUCCGGUGGCAGUACCACCAUUACCUGUGACUGCAAUAACAUUGACCAGCCCAUGGUCUUGCCAUUCCUGCACGGGGACGUCUCUCUGGUGGAGAUUCGUCACUGUCCCGACCUUGUUGUGGAAGCCAAUUGCCUGGGCGAUACCAUAGGCCUGCGCAAGGUGAGCUUCAACCAGGUGGGAAAGCUAGUGCUCCGCCAGUCUGCCCUCAGUGUUCCUCGCUAUGCCAGCAAUAAGGCCCUGAUUGUGGAGUUCGAACAAACGAAUAUCAAAUUGAUUGAAUCACAUGCCAUUACGGGAAACAUUGAGGAGAUCUCAUUUGUGGGCGGACGGAUAGAUGAGAUGAAACCCUUUGGGUUUACCACAACCAAGAACAGUGCCAUAUUGCUCAAGCUGGAUGGAGUGACUAUACAGCACAUUGAAAGUCAGGCCUUUAAAAAGUUUGCCGUGGAGCAAAUGAGCAUUGCCAAUUGUCAGUUUUUGGGUGAUUUACCCACACGAGCCUUCUACGAACUGGAGGUUCUCAAUGAGCUCAGUCUGAGGGGCAAUCACUUCCACCAGGAGGUGCACUCUCAUGCCUUCUCCUUUAAACUUGUCUCCAAACUAAGCCUGAGUGAGAAUCACUUUGUGGCCGUGGAUGGUGAAUGGCUAGAGGCUCAGAUCCGAGAUGCUGUGACCCUACGGGGCAAUGAUUUCGGUGCCACCAGUGAGAUAGCCUUCCGCAGUCUCACCGUGCAUCGUUCGUAUCAGCUAAGCGAGCGCCUGGAGUUGCGUUUCCACAACAACACUCUGCGCAGCUCACGUCCAGGUGCAGAUCCCAAGGCGGAGGAUGAUGAUCCCGCGACACAGCCGCAACCUUUGCGCUUUGAUGAGCGCUUUGCUUUAAGCAUUCGUGAGCUUCGCUAUGAUAAUCCUUGGAGCUGCGAUCAGCUGGACAGGAAUGUAGAGCCACCACUGCCCAAGGCCGAGUUCUUUCGCCUUCACAGCGAUCAGCUAAUGUUCCAGCCACCGGGACAGCGGCUAGUCCAGCAGCAGCAGGCACCACCUUUACUGCCACUGCGUCUGCUCAUCAGCGAUCAGUGUCGCCAACAGAGCUACACGGCAUACAUAGUGGCUGGUAGUGUGAUCCUUGGCCUGCUGCUGCUCCUGCUGAGCCUAUUGCUCUGGUGGCGGAUAGUGCAGAAACGGCGACGACGUAAAUUGGAUGUUGUCCAGCCGGAGCCGCGGACAUACAAAGAGACUCAGAUCGUAUACCAAAUCGAGAAUGCUGGCCUGCUCAAGACUGAUUUAUAGACAUGACGCCAAGGAAAGACACAAAGCAGAGAUACACACACACAUAGAGCUGAGAGAAGCUAGAGGAGGAAGCUAGAGAUGGAACCACCACCACCAAUGCGUGACCUUUCGCUGUACCAAAAUCAUAGCCUACAAGUUUAGUCCAUAGAUAUUGUAUCUUAAUUAUGCCUAAGCAAUGUAAGAAUUUCCCUUGUAAAUAGCCACAAUAUUAAAUGGAAUAUCAAUAUUCUGUA
Messenger RNA from Drosophila serrata, 1998 nucleotides. RefSeq lists its product as uncharacterized. The record is from RefSeq and is a predicted model, not a curated record. NCBI's taxonomy places the organism in Eukaryota, Metazoa, Arthropoda, Insecta, Diptera, Drosophilidae.